This is a messenger RNA of Strigops habroptila (Kakapo), 9742 nucleotides long. RefSeq names its product immunoglobulin like domain containing receptor 2 (gene ILDR2). The coding region runs from base 563 to 2509 and encodes 648 amino acids. The transcript is spliced from 10 exons. The record is from RefSeq and is a predicted model, not a curated record. Gene Ontology annotation, cellular component: membrane. Gene Ontology annotation, biological process: pancreas development. NCBI's taxonomy places the organism in Eukaryota, Metazoa, Chordata, Aves, Psittaciformes, Psittacidae.
AUUCUCCUUCCUUGCCUCUCUCCCUGCCUCUCUCCCUGCCAUUUGGCUGCUUCCAAACGUAUCCCACUUCACCGAGUUGGUCUGGAGUCCAGCGCACCCACAACUACCACUCUUUUCCUACUAGCCAUAGUAGCAUGCUGAUAAAUAGCAUCCAGGGACUGGUAGGAGGAGUACAGGGUGAAGAUAAACAUGACAUUACAUUCCUCCCUAUUUUUAAAGAGCUUCAUUAUCUGGACAUGUCUGAGUAGAUCAGGACUUUUCCAUGAAGCUGGAAGGCCGGGCUGUUGACACCUUUCUCCCUCCAUUAAAAGUAGUUCAUGGUUACUGGCAGCUGCCGCUGUUCGGAGCAUGCAGAGAGAGAGAGGUACCGCUGCAGUAGGAAGACCUUCCAGUUUCCUCUAGUCCUGGGCUUGGAGACAGAUCUGCGUGCUGCCGGAGCUGUCAGCCGCUGGCAGGCAAAGGCUUCCGGCAGGCAACAGGUUAGCUGCAGCCGUGUGCUCAGAGACGGAGGCAGCCAGUGUCCGCCUGCUGCCCUCCAGCCUCUCGCCGCUGCCGCCCAGCGAUGGAGCCCGCGCUGUCGUCCUCUUCUAUGGCUGAGAGAAAGCAAACAAGUAAAGCUGAGGCGGAAGGCUUGCAGGUUACCGUGCCUGAGAAGAAGAAGGUGGCCAUGUUGUUUCAGCCUGCUCUGCUUCGCUGCCAUUUCUCCACUUCCUCUACCCAACCAGCUGUGGUGCAGUGGAGGUUUAAAUCUUACUGCCAGGACCGAGUGGGAGAAGCUUUGGGGAUGGCGACUUCUGGUUUACAAACGAUGAGCAAGAGGAACCUGGACUGGGAUCCCUACUUGGACUGUGUGGACAGCAGGAGGACAGUCCGAGUUGUGGCCUCCAAACAAGGAUCUGCCGUCACUAUAGGGGACUUCUAUAAGGAAAGAGACGUCAGCAUUGUCCACGAUGCAGACCUCCAGAUUGGGAAGUUGAUGUGGGGAGACAGUGGGCUCUAUUACUGCCUUAUUAUCACACCGGAUGAUGUGGAGGGCAAGAAUGAAGAAUCGGUGGAGCUGCUUGUGCUUGGCAGGACAGGGCUGCUUGCUGAUCUCUUGCCCAGUUUUGCUGUGGAGAUUAUGCCAGAGUGGGUCUUUGUGGGCCUGGUGAUCCUGGGGGCAUUCCUGUUCUUCCUCCUGGUGGGGAUCUGCUGGUGCCAGUGCUGCCCACACAGCUGCUGCUGUUACGUCCGCUGCCCCUGCUGUCCCGAGUCCUGCUGCUGUCCCCGGGCCCUGUAUGUAGCAGGCAAAGCAGCAAAAGCUGGGUACCCUCCUCCAGUCUCUUCCAUGCCAGGUGCAUACUACAUCCCCAGCGUUCCUGUCACUGGUGUCCCGUCUCCUGCUGUGCUCAUGGAUAAGUCGCACCCUCCUCCCUUAGCCCCAAGUGACGCCAGCGGAGGAAGCCAAAAUGCAGUGCGCAAAGGGUACAGGAUCCAGGCUGACAAGGAAAGGGACUCCAUGAAGGUGCUGUACUAUGUGGAGAAGGAACUGGCUCAGUUUGACCCAGCUAGGAGAACGAUGCGAGAACGAUAUAACAACACCAUCUCUGAGCUCAGCUCUUUGCACGAAGAGGACCUGAACUUCUGUCAGCCCUACCGUCAGUCACGAAGGAAACCUCUGCCUCCUGCUGGGGACCUGGAUGGCGACGCUGAAUACUGGGCUGGAGUGAUGGGGGGGGGCAGCACGUCCAGGUCACAGGCUGUCUCCGAUUACAGAGAUGAGCGGGACACUUUCUGGCACAGCCAGCAGAGAUCCAAGUCCGAGAUGUUGUCCCGUAAGAGUUUCUCUGUGGGAGUGCCGGCUGUCUCCAUGGACGAGCUGGCAGCCUUUGCAGAGUCCUACAGCCAGCGGCCGCGGCGGGCAGACAGUCAGGAAACGCGGCGCUUCGAGCGCUCGGAGUCGCACGGAGGCCGCAGCGGAGGGCUGCCCCACCAGGAGGGCUCCAUUGAAGAGUACUACCCCAAGCGCAGCAGAGGGAACCGGGAGCCACUGACAGACUCGGACCGGGGCUGGUCGUACAGCCCACCGCGGAGACGGGCCCACGAGGAGAAGCACCUGCCCAGGCUGGUGAGCCGGACGCCUGGAGGGAGCCAGAAAUACGAUCACUCCUACCUCAGCAGCGUGUUGGAGAGGAAAUCCCGGAGCUACGAUGAGAGCGGUGACCAUAGCGAAACUCCCUCAAAGCUGAGCUCGCAGCCCAGCCAGAGGGGAGGGGGAACGUACUAUGCGUGGUCACCACCCUCCACCUACAAAGCCGAGAAAUCGCAGCAGCAGUCACAGCAGUCGCCAUCGUCCCCUGAGCAGGAGGAAGAGGAGGACUCCCUGCCCCCGUACAGCGAGAGGGAGCUGAGCCGAGGCCCUUCAUACAGGGCCAGGGAGCAGGCCUACCUCAACGCCUCUGACAAGAAGAGGAAAAAGGACCCCAAGAAAACAAACGAUUUCCCAACGAGGAUGUCCCUUGUGGUUUGAAGUUGUUGUGGACAUGUCAUGUUGAUGGGCUGGAUGCCAUGAGGUGACUGCAAUGGAAAAGAUAGAGAGCAACAAGCAAGACAAGCCUCCAUGAACCUUUGCAGCCAUCGGCCAUGGACUCCGUUUCUAUUGUUUGUCUCAUCGGGGGAGUAGGGGCUUUCACAAGAGACAGACUCCCAUGAACAGUACUCGGUCUCAGAGGCUCUGGGAGUCUGCCAGGAAAAUGAGGCCAGGGCUCUCUUUGGCACCCUGUUUUCCAGUGCCCUCUAUUUCACGCUGGAAGGCAGCCACAUCCCCCCUGUCCUGCAGCCCUGAACUACAAGCGAGGCUGCCUGCGUGCCUCUUGCCCUGUCCCAUGUGCAGAGAGAAGCCUUUGCGCAUACCUCUUGCUCUCUCUGUCUCCUCAGUUCUCUGUUUGGAUCAAAGUUGUCUCCACACUUGCACUUCGAGCCUUUUCUGUAUCAUCCCCAUGCUGGGAGGAAGCCUUGUUCUUACAGCUGCAGACUGCCUCCAGCUUGUCAGGCCCUAAAUCAUGAAAGAAAAUCUACAUCCUUCCAGGCACUAUAGAAAAGGACUGGUGAGGUGUUACUUUGGCAAGGGCUGAACAGAGAGAGAGAGAGACAAUUACGGGCUGGUUAGUUCAAUAUAUUUAGUUCUGUUCAUUGUGUGAUGAAAGUUGCAGGUGAGAUUGAUGUAUUAUUUUGAAAGUGGAUCAAAGUAGUUUUUAUUGUGAAGAGAGCAUGAUGUGUUUUUCCCCCCAUCCCCAACUGUGUUUUGUUUUGAUACUGUUACAUUUCUUUGCAGUCCAGCUGUGACCCUAUAGAGCUUCAAGCUAGGCUAUCUACUCCACCAUACCAUAAGCAGUGCUCUAGCCUUGCUGGCACUCUGCUUCCAGCACCACCAGACAUCUCUGCAUAGCAAGUUUUUGUUUUAAAGGGCCUUUGUGUUUUAAAGAAGCUAAAAGGGGAAAGUUGUCAGAGGGCAGCUGUCUCCAUUCUGUCCCACCAGUAUUACUCCUUUCUGGUCAUUGUCCCCAGACAUCGAAGAGAGCAGUAACAGCAAUGGAAAAAGAGCUAACACUGUGGAUGAACACGAGCUUUAAAAGUCACCUUUUUCACUUACAGCCAUUUCAUUCACUUCAGUUGUGACAUGGUUUUAGUGGCUGUUUGUCUCAGGAACAGCUCAAUUUCGAAGUGAAGUACUUCAAACUGGAAGCCUGGCAUUCUGGUUUACAUUGGGUAUACUGCAGCCAUUUCAUUAAUUUUUAGCUGCUAAUGUCAUAACAUGAAGGAAGAUGAUGGGAAUAUUUUAAGGUCCAGUAUCUUGAUCCCUAUUAUGUCUAGGAACAAGUUAGUGCCCUGUUGUGUUAUGGACAUUGUCAGCCUCUGAAAUGCCAUUUCUGUUCUUACUCUGGAAAUCUGGGGAGCUGUCUGGCCUCAGGUGCUCAUUCUGGCAACACUGGUUUGAAUGCAAGAUUUAUUAACAUCACUGCAAUUCUCCAUUAAUUUCUGUAUUACUCUGUUACCAGAUCAGUUCACCAGGAACAGUCAGGGGAAAGGAAGAAUUAUCUUCAUAGAUUUGAUGACAGUGCAGUUGUCAUGCUAGAAAAUGAAGUGAUGAAAAAAUUGCUUGCUUGUCCUGUGCUCCUCUAGUGAUGACUGUAAUUUUGGAAAUCCCAAUCCUGGGACUUACAGGCCAGAGGACUAGAAGCCCCCUCUAAAUAUAUAUAGCUGCUCUAUGGUCUCCCUGGAGCCGCCUUUUCUCCAGGCUGAACAAGCCCAACUGUCUCAGCCUGUCUCCAAAGGAGAGGUGCUCCAGCCCUCUGAUCAAUUUUGUGGUGUCCUCUAUACCCGCUCAAGCAGGUCCAUGUCUGCCUUGUGUUGAGGACACCAGAACUGCACACAGUACUCCAGGUGGGGUCUCACAAGAGCGGAGUAGAAGGGGAGAAUCACCUCCCUCGACCUGCUGGUCAUGCUCCUUUUGGUGCAGCCCAGGACGCAGUCGGCUUUUUGGGCUGCAAGUGCACAUUGCCAGCUCAUAUCCAAUUUUCAUCCACUGGUACCCCAGGUCCUUCUCUGCAGGGCUCCUCUCAAUCCUUUCAUCCCCCAGACUGCACUGAUAUAGGGAGUUGCCCCGGCCGACGUGCAGGAUAUUGUGCUUGGCUUUGUUGAACCUCAUGGGGUUCACAUGGGCUCACUCCUCAAGGCUGUCAGGGUCCCUCUGAGUGGCAUCCCUUCCCUCCACUGAAUCAGCUGCGCUGCUCCGUGUGGUGUCACUCACAAACUUGCUGAGGGUGCACUUGGCUCCACUGUCUGUCAUUAAUAGAGACUGAACAGCACCAGUCUUAAUACAGGACCCCUUGAGGGACACUGCUUGUUACUGAUGUCCAUUUAGACAUCAAGCCAUUGACUGCAACUCUCUGGAUGCGGCCAUCCAGCCAAUUCCUAAUCCCUCAAAUAAUCCAUUCAUCAAACCCAUCUUUCUCCAGUUUACAGACAAGGAUGUUGUGUGGGACUGUGCCAAAGGCCUUACAGAAGUCAAGCUAGAUGACAUCAGUUGCUCUUUCCUUAUCCACCAGUGCAGCCACUCCAUUGCAUCCUCCAGAUAGCCAGGCACUAUUUGUCCUUUGGGAAGGGCUGUCUCCGAUUGCCUCCCUGCCACCCAUAUGCCUUGAUAGAGCUUCCAGGAGGAGUUGUUCUGUGAUGGUACUGGACAUGGAGGUGAAGCUGACUGGUCUGUAGAUUCCAGGGUCCUCCUUUCUGUCCUAUAUAAAAAUGGAUGUGAAGUUUUCCUUUUUCCAGGCACUGGGGGCCUGACUGCCUGGGAAUGGCUUAGCAACCACAUUUGCCAGUACAUGCCAGAUAUAUCUACUUGUAUUAUGUCUGGAGAGACUAAAGUAUUUUCAUUUUUUCUCAUCUUUGAUACAUGUUCCUAGGAGAAUCCCAGCACAGUUAGAAAGAGGUGGUUGGCAUCUGAGGUCUCCGUGGUCUUGAGAAGCUUACAGAGCUACACUGCACGCUAUUUUAAAUUAAACCCUUCAUCCGUGACACAUGAUGAUACUAGCAGCUAGAAAUGUUGGUGUUUUGUUAGUCUGAAAACCUUGGGGAACCCUAUGCCAUGAAUUUCAAAGGAGCUGAGCCCGCUAUCUUUUCCAUCAGACAUCCAGCAGACCCAGGAAACGUUUCACACAGAAAUUUGAAAGCGCAUCUGCAACAAUGGCUGUGUCGGAAAGGGGGCAGAAUGGUGAUUUAACAGUCUCCAAACACCUGUAUCUUUUAAAUCAUACUGAAAGCCAGAGCGUCACAAUCUCCUCAUUUCAGUUAUGUCUGUCCCUUAUCUCAGUCACUGUAGUUUGUUUGAUCAAGCCCUUAGGAAUGAGUUGUGUGUAUUAAAAAUACAAGCCUUCUCAGUUUUUUGAAUCAGUUUUGUUUGCUCAAUGCUGGUACUUCAGGGCAUUGUGUACAUUAUGCCUAAGAAGUUGCCAUUUAUGUAUCUAGCUUAUAAAUAAGUAGUUGCAAGCUAAUUCUCUUCAGAAAACUAUUUUAAUUGUAGAACCAAGUGUUCGUAAGAACUCUCUGACCUUUCUUUUGAAUCCAAGUACAUGGAAAAGUAUUGAAGAUUUUGUGAUGAGUUUUAGCAGGUGACAAAAAUCUCAGCCUCAAAAAAAAUAGAAGAGCAGGCCUUAAUUCCCUGAAGUCAGAUGUGGGCAGCACCCAUCAGUUGGCUGCACCUUGCUCUACCAUCACAGAUUUCUUACCUCCCUCUGUAAAUCUGAAGACAUUUUCAGUUACUGAUGGUGUCUCCUCAGGCCAUCUUUAUUUUUGUCAUUAGAAAUGCAUCUGCAGCAGCACCGAAUGGACCAAAUAAAGCAAAGGGUGAGGUAGAGCGGGUCUUCCACCUCUAUAGCUAUGCAACCCUCAUUGAGCUGUGUGACUUGCAGCACAGGAGAACCAAGGGGCAGAGGCUGACAGAGAGCCUGAGAGGAGCCUCUUGCUUCAGACAAGAAGUGAUGGUUUGUGCCUGUGCCAUGGUUCAGAACACCUGCAAGAGCGCUGGCACUGCAAGAUAAUGAGCCUGGUUAUGGGGGCUCAAAUGAUAAAUUUUCCAGUGAUCGAUUUUUAUUGCUGGCAUAAAUUAAAACCCUUUUCAUACAGGAUAUGGAUGUCUGGAUCACAUCAAGGACAUCAGUGGUUUUGUGCCCUUAAAAUGAAGCAUCACAACAGUGACUUGCUAAAAAGACAACUGAGAUGAUGAGUGAAUCCUGUAAAGAAAAAAAAAGAGCACUUAGAGCAACAGCAGGAUGAAGCAUCAGCCCUAAAUGUGGCUGUGCUGUCAAAAAUGGGAUCUGACCUACUGAAAAAGUUUUGACAUAAUAGAAUGGGAAGAUAAAUACUGAUAGUAAUGACUCCCCAGCAAUCCCAUUAUUCCUUUGAAGUACAUUGUAAGAAUUCCAGUGUGUGGCUUCAGUGGGAGUGUCUUCGGACCACUCCAUUUCCACUGAAAUGGAAAAUUAACAAAACUAUGAAUACUUCAAAAAGUUGAGAAACUGCAACAUCUGUCAUCUGAGACAGCCAGCCAGAAUUAUUCAGGCCCUCGUGCUGGCAUACAAUGUAGAGGACUGAAACUGUAAGCAUCCCAGCCUUCAUUAGUACAGUUAGGUCAGUGAGGGCCACCUCGCCUUCCCCACAGCCAGCACUGGCAGCAGUGGGUGCCAAACUUCCCUGGGCUCCUGCGCUGAUGUCUGGGUCCCCCCUGGAGCUCACUGAAUUGGGGUUUUCAUUCCGGAUUGUGAGUCUGGGUGCCUGUUGCCCAUGGAUCAGGAGUUGCGCACCCAUUUCCUGACCUUUUACAACAAGGCCCCUCUAGACGGGCAAUACCAGUUCACCUGCAACAUAAGAUAAAUGGGUUUGCAGUCAGCAAAGAGGCUUUCAUACAGUGAUCCUCUCCAGAGCUACCUAAAACUGGCCAGAGAAAUCUGUGGGAGGGAGUAGCAAAGAAAGUACCAGGCAUUGUAAUUGGCCUUUUGCAGGGAGGAGAGAAUGGCCACUCUUGGAGCAGUUUUUUUCAGGGGAUUUCAGGAUGGGUAACCACACAUUGAUGCCACGACUGGGCUGUGACCAGCUUCCUCCACCAACAGUGAUCUGAUACUGCACAGAAGAGCUGUGCUUGGUCAAGCUGCGAGCUUGCUCCUCCAGUUCCAGGUUGUCUUGAGCAAAGUAACGACUCUCUGCAUGCUUGAAGAGGACUCUGUCUCUUUUGCACCAAGGUCCCUCCCAAAGCUGCUUCCCUGACUGAAGGGAGGCAGGACAGCCCCUGUACGUGUACAAAUACAGAUCCCUGAGAUGGAGCCAUCAAAUAACACUUUGGAAGCCAAACCUUGUCACAGACUGUUACAGGUAGAUAAACACAACACCACAGCGUUUAUUAUGCUCGGGCUAUUCUGAAAAUAGCUUUAAUGUCAUGGAGAUUGUUUUGCUGAGAAACCGCUUGGUGCUAUGUUCCUUUUUCUUCAGGGAGCUUUCACACAAAGAUGUGGGUGAGGAUUUGUUCUGUGUCGCUAGGUACAGGGUUUGGGACACAUGGAGAAGCUAAAGGCGCUUUAGCUCACUUCUUGAAUGGGUCCAGGAGCAGAGGGACCUUUGGCAUAAGCUGGGUGCUGCAGAUGUGACCCCGUGACACUCGGGAAAGCUCUGUAAUACAGCAUCUCCAUUGCGCUGUACUGGCCAUACCUGCUUUCUACAGCAGCUGUGACGUUGAAACCACCUUCAUCGUCACUUGGGGCUCCUAAAGUCCCUUUCCCAUUGCCUGCAGAAGAGAGAUCCAUUACAUAAUGUGACAAAGCUAUCAUUUUGAUAUGAUCUUAAAAGUGCCAGCCGGAUUACCAGCAUUAGAAACAUAAAAAUCUUAAGAAUAAAGUUAGCUAAUACUAAAAGAAUGCAUCUGCCAUGAUUCCCAUGUGAAUUCUCUUGUGACCUUUGUAGUUGCUUUUUGACAUCCACCCCUGCCUGCGUAGGGGCCUUUGCCAGGAAAGACUUUCUCCUCCCUUUCUGCCUGUCAUUUUUUGUCAUGCUUGUAAUCCCUCUCCAUCCCCCUGCUCUCCUUGGCUGUUGCCAGUUAACCUUCAGCGCUGCACCCAGGGGUUCUGGGCAAUUCAGAUGUGGAGUGAGUGGUGGUUUGUAAAAAGACAUUUUUACCCCCUAUAAAAGCAGAAAUUAGAGAAUACACAAAACAACCCUGAGGGCCCUCCGGAUAUUCUCUGAAGCCCAACAGGGGUGUUACUGGAAAUGUUUUCAAAAUUAAAGCUGAACAUAAUUUCAAAAUGAUUAAGUAUUGUUUUCGAGCCCAGGGCAGCUGCAGUCAUAGCUCUGAAGUGCAAACAACAGGAGCAAAGGCAUUCAGUUUUCAUUGUCCUUGGUGAGAGCAGCAGCAGAGAGAAGCAGCAUUUCAUGAGUCAUAGAAAGCACAUGGAAUGCCAGGAUGCUUAGUUACAUUUGAGUUUGAAAGUAGGAACCAAAAGUUGAUGAGCUCAUUUGAGAAGCAACGUUCAGUUCAAUGAAACGGCAAGGUUUUAAUCUCUAAUGCCUGGUGGUGACUCUCUACCACACCUGCUCACCUCACGUAGAAAAAUACAUCUUGUUUUCUGCAAAGCCUCUACUGCUUUUGAGAACAACACCAAAAUGAACUUGGAGGCGAAAGGAGCCUAUCAUGCACCCCUGUCCCAGGCUGUCUGCAGAGCACCAAUGCUGUCCUGAUGGUGCAUCCCAACAGGGUCACCUUUAGUUCUGUUUGUACAAGCCACGCAGCCCGGAGACUCGAGCUGGGAGCUUGGUGCCCACUGCUGCUGCCUUUUCACAGACCCUGUUUGAAAGCCCUGGCCCAGGGUACAGUCCUCUUGCUGUUCAUCAAUGAGCUCUGGGGUUCUUUUUCCUGCUGCUGUUGCUUGCCUGCAACAGCCGUUUCCCACCCAUUAUGCAGUGAGUGAGUGGUUUUCUUUUUCUGUACUUGGCUGUUGUUAUUUUGCUUAGAUUGUCCUUCUCUCCUGUAAUGAAUUAUUUUCAAGGGGAGGGGGGAGGACAUAACAAUACCCUGUAUAAUGAAAAUCCAACACUUUUAUACCUUUCUGGGACACAUCCUCAAACCCAAUUACCAAGCAUUAUACAUUUGCCAUGCUUGCAGUUUCAAAGUUGUUGUUUUUGAGAUGUCACCAUGGAGAAUAAAAGCAGGAAAAGCUAC